AUGAGCUCCCGAUUCAAAUCUUUUGCUUUUGGAACAAAACGCAAGACUGCUUCCCCGCCAAAUCCUACUCCUGCGAGCGGCGCAACCCACUCCCCUCCACCAGGUGCCAACUCCUCUUCCGCCAGCCUUCCGAUGAACAACCCCAAUCAACUAGGUCGGCCACCGAGCUACACCUAUAACGCUGGUGCUGGGCGGCCUACAAGCCCUAUGCCUCCAGCGCAACAAUUACCCCCUCCUAUCAACACUGGAGUUGCUUAUCCCCAGGCUGGUGCUCCCCAGAUCGCCGGCCCUCCUCAACCACCAGGCUACGGAGGCUAUCCUCCCCACGCCCCUCAUGGCUUACAGCAGCAGCAGCCAAUAUCUACAUAUGGACGCACGCACGCUGGCGGCGAACUUGAUGCAACCGGCCGAAGCAAGGCUCAGCUUAUUGUAGGAAUAGACUUUGGAACUACAUUUUCGGGCGUAGCGUUCGCAUUUGUUACCAACACAGAAGCGCGAGAGGACAUAAUCACGGAGUGGCCUGGUGCUGGAGCUCACGCAAAGCAAAAGAUUCCAACUGUCCUUUACUACGAUCAGUACCAGAAAGUUGUUGGAUGGGGCCCUGAUAUUGCUGAUGCUCUUGCCCCUACUGGCUACCCGAAGCAAGGUGUUCAGAAAGUGGAGUGGUUCAAAUUACAGCUGAUGCUCUCUGGAAACACCUAUAUCGAUCCAAUUAAUCUACCUCCCCUUCCCCCCGGUAAGUCAGAAAUCGAUGUUGCAGCAGAUUACCUAAUGAAAUUGCGCGGUGCCAUGCGAAACCAAUUACAAAAGACCUUGGGUGAAGUAUUUAAUCGAGAGGAACGAAAUAUUCGAUAUUUCUUGACCGUCCCUGCUAUCUGGAAUGAUGCUGGCAAGGCUGCUACCCGCGCUGCCGCAAUCGCCGCUGGGUUUUUGCGGGACGAGAAUGAUAAUCGUCUAACCUUGAUCACGGAACCCGAAGCUGCCGCGAUGUUUUGCGCCAAAGCUGGCUUACUGAAUCUGAAAAUUCAUGAUGCAAUUCUGAUCGUUGAUUGUGGAGGCGGGACAGUCGACUUGAUCGCGUAUGAAGUAGAGGAAGAAACCCCUUUCACAGUGGCUGAGUGCACCGCAGGCUCUGGAGAUUCGUGCGGGUCAACGGCUCUUAACCGCAAUUUUAGCAAUAUCCUUCGAGCAAAAAUUAGAAAAAUGAAACUUCCUGAUGGCUCAAGAACUGCAGGAAGAGUUUACGCCAAGUGUAUUAUGGAUUUUGAGAACCGAAUCAAAGCCGAUUUCCGAAAUAACGGUCAGAAAUGGGCGGUGGAUGUUGGUAUUGAAGCUGAUUUCCCAGAGGCUGGUAUUGAAGAGGGAUAUAUGACCUUUACGAAUGAAGAAAUCCUCCAGUGUUUUGAACCCGUUGUGAACAGGAUUCUCGAGCUCGUGCGCAAUCAGAUUAUCGCCAUUCAAGCACAAAACCGCGCGCUCCAGAACGUUCUUGUCGUCGGCGGCUUCGGUGCUUCCGAAUAUCUUUUCCAACAGAUCAAGCUCCAUGUCCCCCCUCAGUUCCAGUCUAAAGUGGUCCGCCCAAUGGAUUCAGUUUCUGCAAUCGUCAAGGGUGCGGUCACGGCCGGAAUCACUGAGCGCGUGGUCACUUCUCGUGUUGCUCGUCGUCACUAUCUGAUGGCUACUCUACAGCCGUUCAAAGAAGGCCACCAUCCGGAGCAGUACCGUGUUCCUAGUCUCGAUGGCAAAGAUCGGUGCAAAUACACUCGGCAAAUUUUCGUCCAGAAAGGGGAGCGCGUCAAAAUUGGAGAGCCGGUCAAAGUUAGCUUCUUCCGGCAGGUGGCUCCUGGUGCAACGUUGAUGUACGAGGAUAUUCUGUACGCUUGUGAUGAAGACGUUUGUCCGGAAUAUACGAAGGAUCCACGAAUCAAAGAGGUCGUUACUCUUACUUCCGAUCUUUCCAGAAAGAAUCUUGAGAAAGAUUUUGAGCGGAUGGACACCCCACAAGGAACAUUUUACCGUGUCUACUUCGAUAUUUAUCUCACCCUGGAUGGAAGCGAGUUCAACGCCGAACUUGUCUGUCAGGGUGAGGUCAUGGGACGCUGCUCAGCAAGGUUCAGAUAAAUGCCACAUUGUUAGUAUUACUGUGGUUGAAACAUGAUUCCCGGAAAUUCGCCCUCCGAAUAAAAGAGUCCAGUGCGUAACAAAAACAAAUACCAAAAUACCAAGACAUCUUACGAAGUGACGAUGAAUAUUUCCUUAACGCCCUCAACUCUUGUCCUCGAACGGCAUCCGGUUUCCUAGCUACCUUCCGCUAGUCUUUCUCCAUUUGACAUCUAAACACCCAAAUGCGGAGGACAUGAAUUCCAUUCAUUCCAUCUAACUUCGGAUUUUUUUUAAAGGUUGCCACUACCUAAUUGGUUUAUCCGCCAGUCUCCCCAAAGGAUUGAGCUGAUCCCUUGGAAACAAUUUUCCCCUUCGUGAUCUACAAAAUUUCUUAUCGCAUUCUAUAUUUUAACCUUUGAUAUUCUAUCUUUCUAUAUUCCCCCCUUCCCUUUUCGAGGUAGCGAACUCGUCUAGCUACCAUUAUAUACCUCUUUUUGUUAUAUUCGCCGUUUGUGCUAUUUUUGAUCCAGCCCUUUACUCCUCCCUUCUUGAAGUUGAUCUUAUUUGUUGAUCGAUGAGGAGCUAGCAAUUGUGUUAAGAAACAUCUUUUUCUGCCAAUUUUCCAUGUUAGUAUGCUUUCAAUAUUCUCUGAUGAUAAUUUCUUCUUGACAACGUCAGCCAUUUGUGUUGUUCCCAUUUCUUUCUCCGGCUUUGCUUUAUACUCCUUUUCCCCCCUUUCCCUGCCUCUACUUUUUUUUUGGAUUGUCUUUACUUGCUUCUCUGUUUGGCAUGCUUUUAUAUACUUCACUUUUCCAUAGGGAUAAUAAAUAGACUCGAUUCAAUUACAACACUUGCUCCAUGC
This is a messenger RNA of Histoplasma capsulatum G186AR, 2965 nucleotides long. RefSeq lists its product as uncharacterized. Bases 1 to 2121 code for a protein of 706 amino acids. The record is from RefSeq and is a predicted model, not a curated record. The transcript is spliced from 4 exons. Lineage: Eukaryota; Fungi; Ascomycota; Eurotiomycetes; Onygenales; Ajellomycetaceae. Gene Ontology annotation, molecular function: ATP binding; ATP-dependent protein folding chaperone.